AGACGCGGAAACAAGAAGCAAAAACAAACCACAGGAAAACAAAAACAGGGUCGCAGCUAGCUAGCGCAAGUUUUAGGGAACCCAGGCAGAGAUUGUGGAGAAGAGAACGUGGGACACUGAUCAACUUCUACCGAUUAUACACGAUGACAUGUCAAACACCAAAGUGAGACAAGUGGAAAAAGCUUAAAUCACAUUCUCCACGGCGCCGACAUUAGCAGGAUAAUAAGCGCAAGGAUGGUGCAACUGAAUGUCGCCGUACUGGUUUUCUGCAGCGUCCUGGUGCCGUCACCCGCACGUGCCUACAUUUAUGCACAUUAUAGCAAUAUGACCUCCAUGUUGUUUGAGGACCUUCCUGCCUUGUUUGGAUCUCCACUUCCUAAGGAUGGGUUAAUGGGAAUUAUGGUGGUGUCCCAUCCACUCAAUGGCUGCACGGCAAUAGACCCUCCACCUCCAUUGCCACCAUCAUUUGAUGCCAAUACCACCAAAACCAUUGUUCUCAUCAGACGCUAUGAUUGCAACUUUGACAUAAAGGUCUUGCACGCACAGCAAGCUGGAUACAAUGCUGCAGUCAUUCACAACAUGUAUUCUGACACUCUGCUCAAUAUGAACUACAGCAAUGAAACUAUUGCAGAGGAGAUUGAGAUCCCAUCAGUCUUCACCAGCUACUAUGCUUCCCAAAUUCUCAGAAAUUUUAUAAUUCCAGAACAAGGGGCCUAUGUGAUCCUCAAACCAGAGUUUUCUUUUCCAUUGUCGUAUUACCUUAUUCCCUUCACUGGAGUAGUUGGCAUGAUCAUUCUUGUGAUGUGUGUUGUCUUAAUUGUACGAUGUGUGCGCUACAGAAAAAGACUAAGGAAGAACCGUUUGUCCAAGGAACAGCUGAGGCGGAUUCCAACCCACAGGUUCAGGAAGGGGGAUGACUAUGAUCUUUGUGCAAUAUGUUUGGAUGAGUAUGAAGAAGGAGACAAGCUGCGAGUUUUACCAUGUUCCCAUGCCUAUCACUGCCAGUGUGUCGACCCGUGGCUCACACAGUCCAAGAAGACGUGUCCCGUGUGCAAACAGCGCGUCACUCGAAACAACACAGAGCACUCAGAGUCUGAGUCUGAGGAGGACAUGGGCGGACGUGGGGUGGAGGAAGGGACAGAGGGUGAAGCAGACUCGGAGCGUACUCCUCUGCUCCGGCCCUCCAACCCGUGUUCCCCCUCUGGGAGCCCUGGAGCCUAUUCAGCCACCACCACCACUACCACGGCCCAGUGCCUCGCCUCCCCUGCUCUCUGCGACUCUCCCAUCCUGGGUUAUGAAGGGUACCGCUCCCCUGACGAGGACACAGACUCAGAAAGUGAUGACGCAGGAGAGGACAGGCAUCACACUGAUGAUGACACUGCUCAGCUCAUUGGUAGAGAUACAGUGGAGGUCUGAUGGCUGGAACUUAGCUGCAAUGAGAUUACUUAGUUUGACCUAAAAAGGGUUUCUGUCAUCAAACGUGGUUUUAUCACUGUGUAAUUCAAAAUAGCUUGCGUAUUUGUGGUUGGCAAAUUAAACAUUCAUAACAGGAACAUUCACUCAUUAACGACAGGAGGUCUGUUUGUUAGAGUCAAAGUACAUGCAGCAGCUGAAUUGAUCAGAACAGCUCACUUCUCUACACACUUUCCCUCUGGCACUUCCAUAUUAGCUAGCAGACCUCCCUUUUUUUACUGCAUGCUGUAAUUCAUAACUUGACCACAGCAGAUGACCUAACCAUUAGUGUUGCACAAAAUUAACAGGCCACUUUCAGUCAAACGUCCACUCCAGUAAAGACUCAUGUAGAUGAAGCCUUUGUAACCAAACAGAAGGAAUUCUGUGCUCACACUUUAUGUGGAUCUUCUAGGUUCUCUGUGUAAGUUAUGUCAUUUUAAAGACUAUUUUCUGAAUGGUAACCUUUUUAUAUAUAUAUAUUGACAGUCUUUAUACACUUUAGGACGUGAAAGUGGAGAAGGAAAUGUUUUUCUUUAUUUUAUCUUUUAAUCGCUUUUAGCUUUGUUUCAUGUCUUGACGCUAUAUUUCAAUUUUUUUGAAAUAUCAGAUUUUUGUCAAAUUCCCCAUGCAAUUACGCCAGAAUAGAUAAUUGCACAGAUGUUAUACAUUUCUGCUGCUUUUUACGUUAUUAUCAAUACUAUGGCGUAGUCUGUUAAAAAAUAAUCUAUUUUAGCUUUAUACAGUUUGUCAAGUUGAAUAAACUCAGGUUUAUAGCAACAGACAAAAGUUCAGUGGGUGUUGUAAAUAUAUAACAUAGUGAGAAUUAAUGGGUUUUAAGAUUUUAUGGUAAAAUACAGAUUCAUGAAUAUUGAAUGAAAAUGAUUCCGUUUUUAUAUGCAAUAGAAUGAUAACAUGUUAAUAACGGUGGGAUCCUGAAAAAAAGAGCAUUGCCUUACAUUGGCCUUGAUGUACAUGUGUGUAAGUAAAUGUUUGGAAAUUGAAGGGACAGGAUUCACACUCCUUUGCUUUCCUCGUGUGUAGCUGUGUUUAAUAAUGCUGUUUUGCAAGCUUUGCCCUGUUCACUGGUCGGAAUACGUCCUAUUUGUAUGAUGCCAAAGAAGAGAGAGAAAACCUGUGUUUCCACAUGUUUAGUGCGAGUAAUGACAUCGAUAAGCAGCAUCAACUUGCACCUGAAAGCUCCACGGCUUUCUCUCUUCUUUAUUAAGGACCUGGUUUGUGUCGAUGCUGUUGAUUCAUUUAAAGACCAGAACAAAUGGUUGACUUGCAAAGUGAAUUCAGCCAAACUCUGUCACUUCUCCAAGUAAAUGUAUAACUGCAUCUUGCAUCUGCAAUUAUUAUUUUGAACCUGAGACUAUAAAGCUCUUCCUUAUUGCUGAGAUCAUUUGAGCAGUGUUUCCUCUGUAUUCAGUUAAUGUUGCACCAAGAGUCAGAGAGAAAAAUCAGAGUCGGAAGUCUAAUUUUAUGUCACUCCGAUCAAUAACUGAGUGCUCCAAGUUUUUUAAGAAUGCUAUUAUCGAUUGGAAGAACUUGCCAUACUGUAUCACCUCAAAUUGAACUUGGACUUAUUCCAGGAAAGAAAAAAAAACAUUGUACGGGUCAUAUGAUGAUAAAUCUUUACUAAGUUGAAUUUCUAUGUGUGAGAGCUAGAGCAGAGAAUAAGUAGGACUGUAAAAUGUCCGUCAUGUAUUUCACUGCUGAUUGAUUAAAAGACUCCACGCUAUCAUGGAUUUGUUUUGAUUUGUUAGCAAUAGUCUGUAUUGUUAAGUAGAACUGCCGUUCCCCUAUAUUUGUAGUCUGCUUACACUCAUUCAUACUGUACAUUUCUUUGCUUUCUCAACUUUGGGGACUGUUAACUGAAGCAAAUGGAAAAAUGUAAUAACUAAAUCCUUCUUUUAGAAUGUGCCUAGUUUAUCAAACUUCAACAAUAAAUGUUCGGUGUCACAAUGUGGAA
Messenger RNA from Platichthys flesus (European flounder), 3424 nucleotides. RefSeq names its product ring finger protein 167 (gene rnf167). Gene Ontology annotation, molecular function: ubiquitin protein ligase activity. The transcript has 11 exons. Lineage: Eukaryota; Metazoa; Chordata; Actinopteri; Pleuronectiformes; Pleuronectidae. Gene Ontology annotation, cellular component: cytoplasm; nucleoplasm. The coding region runs from base 235 to 1416 and encodes 393 amino acids. Gene Ontology annotation, biological process: protein ubiquitination; positive regulation of DNA-templated transcription; ubiquitin-dependent protein catabolic process. The record is from RefSeq and is a predicted model, not a curated record.